AACAUAAAAUAUCCGAACCCAUUCACCAUUCACCCACCCACAUGGUUUGAUGCCAUCUCCCCUGAAACUGGUUCGCUCUGCUUCACAUACCUCUCGUCAAUGGCGGCAAUCAACCUACCAUCACCGGCUCAAGUUUCCUCUUCCUCCUCCUCUCUGCGUCUUCUCCCUUCCUAUUCUCUCCAAAAUGGCCCCACCCUCUCGCUCUAUUCACACCCCAGCCCUUCCCAUCUCUUUCCCUCUCUCUCUCUCCGACCCAAACCCCCAACCAGACCUCACCGCCGGACCGCCGUCGCUUCGGCUCUCGGGAAGCUAGCCGAGACCGAUUCCGUCGUCGUCCCGCAGGAACCCGACGAAUUGGCCGCCAAAUUCCCGGGGGAGACCGGGGUGUACGCGGUCUACGAUAAGAACGGCGACCUGCAGUUCGUUGGGAUAUCUCGGAAUAUCGCCGCCAGUAUUCUCGCCCACCAGAAAUCCGUGCCGCAGCUCUGUUGGUCCGUCAAGGUUGGAGUGAUGGAUGAGCCAGAUAGAACAGCUCUAACCCAGGCCUGGAAAUCAUGGAUGGAAGAACACAUAGGAGCCACAGGAAAGGUUCCACCAGGCAACGAGUCAGGAAACACAACAUGGGUUCGUCAGCCACCAAAGAAGAAGCCUGACCUACGCUUAACCCCUGGCCCCCACGUCCAGCUUACAGUCCCGCUGGAGGAACUCAUCGAUCAGCUGGUGAAAGAAAACAAGGUGGUGGCCUUCAUCAAGGGAUCAAGAAGCACCCCAUUAUGCGGGUUUUCACAGAGGGUGAUCAGCAUACUGGAAACCGAAGGGGUCGAUUAUGAAAGUGUCGACGUGCUCGACGAAGAGUAUAAUUCCGGAUUGAGGGAGACACUGAAGAAGUACAGCAACUGGCCUACAUUUCCUCAGAUUUUUGUGAACGGUGAGCUAGUUGGGGGGUGUGACAUCUUGUCUUCAAUGUAUGAGAAGGGUGAGCUUGCUAGUUUGUUCAAAAAGUAGAAUACACCCUCUGUCUGUUGCUAUAGGAAUGGUGUGGAGUGCAAAUGGGACGAAUAUGAUUUAGGAUCAUAGAGAAACCCAGACUUUCAAGUCAACUAUUUGUUAAUUGUGUUAGAUUGAUUAACUUCUGUGAGGAAUGAGAUUUUGAAGUUUCUGAAUGAUGGUAUAAUGUUAUCAGAAGAAGUAUUGAUAUGAUUAGCUGGGGUUGAAUGAAUGAAUUUUAGAAA
Molecule: messenger RNA, 1232 nt
Organism: Diospyros lotus (date-plum)
Lineage: Eukaryota; Viridiplantae; Streptophyta; Magnoliopsida; Ericales; Ebenaceae
Product: bifunctional monothiol glutaredoxin-S16, chloroplastic
Exons: 2
Coding region: 100-1005 (301 amino acids)
Source: RefSeq, a predicted model, not a curated record